Molecule: messenger RNA, 2807 nt
Organism: Durotheca rogersii
Lineage: Eukaryota; Fungi; Ascomycota; Sordariomycetes; Xylariales; Xylariaceae
Product: galactose oxidase
Exons: 3
Coding region: 93-2369 (758 amino acids)
Molecular function (GO): protein binding
Source: RefSeq, a predicted model, not a curated record
GUAGCGAAUCCUCCAUCGAUCGCUCUCUCCUCUCCCCUCUCAGCCUUGCCAUCCCGCAACUUGUGCUGACCACUUGCCUCGACGCUCGGAACAUGGCUCAUCAUCCCUCAACUCCAUCCACCUCCUCCCACUCCCUCUUCGGCGGCCCCGCCGGCUCGGCCAACCCGCCGCCCCUCCCCCCAUCGCAUUUCAUCACAUCGUCCGCCUCGCAGGCACCGACUCCUGUGUCUACCGUCUCUACCGUGUCCUCCAGCAACACCUUUGUUAUGCCGAACACGCCCAUGAAGAGUAGAGCCAUGAUGGAUGGGUACCGGCCCAAGGUGACACGAACCCUCGGUCAGCGGCCUGCCUGUUUGGUCAACGCCUCGGUCACCUAUUGCGGAAACAACCAGAUCUAUGCCUUUGGCGGCUUUGACCAGUACACCGACGAGGUUUACAACCACGUGCUGAAGCUAGAUCUCGUCAGCCACCAGUGGAGUCUAGUAGACAACUACGGCGACAUUCCCGGCGUUCGAAUGGGACACACUGCGACUCUGUAUCAAGGUGACAAACUCUUGGUUUUCGGCGGCGAGAACGAGCACCGAAAUUAUUUGUCCGACCUGAUAGUGUUCGACCUGAAGACGGCCCACUGGACUCAACCCCACGUCACCGGCCCGAUUCCGAAGGGUCGAGCUCGCCACGCAGCCGUCCUGCACGAGGAUAAGCUGUUCAUCGUCGGUGGCAUUACCGGCCACGAGAGCUACGUUUCGGAAGACAUAUGCUAUCUGGACUUGAAGACCUAUACCUGGUCGAGGUCGUGGCGUUUCGUACCUAGGUUCGAUCACUCGGCGUAUAUCUGGGGCGACCGGGUGUGGGUAUUUGGCGGGCUAAGUAAGGAUAUGGACAAGAUCGGCGAUCUGUGGUGGCUGGACUUGAAGGGCAGUCCGGAUUUCGACUCUUCGCCCCAGAUCGGAAAUAUCUCCGAUCGGCAUGCGGCGGGCAGCCGCUCAAGCGACUCGCCGAGACCCCACUAUUCGCUGGGUGCAGGUCCCCCCAUGGGAGGAGCCUCAGGCUUCGCAGCCAACAUCCGAACGGCUCAAGUCAACACCCCGUCGUUCCACCUGAAGAAGCCCGUUCCGAUGGCACCUGGUGCGAUCUCGGCCCUAAAGUUCGUCUCAGGAGGCAAUAUCCCGUCCCAAGGCUCCGGCAUACAUUUUCACGUCUACUCGUCGGGCACCCUCUUGGACUUUGUUACCCCUGCCGCGACGAUUACCUCUAAGGAUUGCUCCCUGUCCGCGUUGGACCUAGUAACGCUGAGGUGGCAGAAGUUAGCCGAGGGUCGCGAAAUAUUCAAGUCGGGGUACCGGUGGCAUUACUGCACAAUAAAUGAAGAUGGCACGAAGGCCUGGCUAUUGGGGUGCCCGACCGAUCCGGGCAGCGACAUGGGCCCGAACAGCUUCGAGGAGUAUAUAAGUGACAUCAUGGAAAUCGACUUGCGACGGUACGGCUUCCUAGGAAACCACUUGUCCCCCGAGCCCCGAACGGAGCUUUCCCGGCCGAUGUCCCGCAUCCGAGCCCAUGAACAGCCGUCAAAAGGGCUCGGGCACGAUCUCGCGAAACUUUUCAACCAGCCGCCCGAGUCGGGAAGCGGUACCGAUUUCACCAUCACCGCCCUCGCCGGCGACUACGCAGACGAGGACAUGAUGAGCUCUAGCCUCGUUCGCUCGGGAGAAUCCCCGAUGGGCCAGAACUGGCUCGCCCCCGAUGCGCCAACCUCUGCCCCGAUUCACGUACACAAGCUCAUCCUCCAGGCCCGGUGGCCGCACUUUUCCCGCCUCUACAAUGCGCAGAUGGCCGAGUUCCACACCAAGAAGAUGCACAUCCCGGAGCCUUACACCGUCGUCAAAUCCUUCCUCUACUACCUCUACACGGAUAGCAUCCAUGCCGACGACGGAGUUACCGACCUCUCAGACGUUGCCGGGCUGCUAGUGAUGUCCAAUAUUUACAAUAUCCCGCACCUGCGUCUGCUGUGCGUCAACCGGCUAUCGAAGGAGCUCGACGUAGAGCACGCGUGCAUCAUCUGGUACUGCGCGGGGAUGGCGAGCGAGGAAUGGCUGCGGAAGCGGGCCGCGUCGUUCUGCCUGACGCAUUGGGGCCGGAUCGUGCGUACGCAGGGCUUCCUGCGGCUACCGAGGUCGGCGUUGGUGGAGCUGUCGCAGGAGAUCGACAUGGAGGGCCGAGUGAUUGCGGGCGAGGAACUAGAGUACGUCGACAACUACCGCGGCCGGUUCGACGCUCCGGGCACCUCGCGCAAGGACAGCAUCGGCAGCGAACAUACGCAGGCUCUCCCGUCGGAUGUGGAGGACUCGGAGGGCAUGGACCUCGCUUAAAAUGCCGCCGCCACUAUCGAGGGCGGACGGCCCGAUAGCAUUACUACGGUGAUCAGAUCGUAUAACGCUCAAGGGGAGAGUCGCCUCCCGGACGUGUGGGCGCAACGAUUGAGUAGUCUCUUUGCCGUUGGCUGCUAACUUACUGAGUUGGAAGAGAGGGGAAUACGAGGGCGUCUGCCUUUCUAGUUAUGGAUAAACCUGUCGAGGCGCGCCUGGUUGCGCGUCCGAUGACGACGCAAUGGACAUGAACGGUCUCUCUUUCUGGUCAUUUUUUCCACCGCCCCCUUACUUCCAACGCAUCCUUUUUUUUUCAUCCGUCGAAAGGAGAAAGUUAUAAAAAAAAACACCCUGCUUCGUCAUCUAGGGCAGAACACAGCAUGGCUCCGGCGUUUUGGCAGUGAAGGAGGGGAAGGAAAACAGGGAAAGGGGAAAUGGGAU